Molecule: messenger RNA, 3394 nt
Organism: Piliocolobus tephrosceles (Ugandan red Colobus)
Lineage: Eukaryota; Metazoa; Chordata; Mammalia; Primates; Cercopithecidae
Gene: HSP90AA1
Product: heat shock protein 90 alpha family class A member 1
Exons: 11
Coding region: 185-2386 (733 amino acids)
Biological process (GO): protein folding
Molecular function (GO): ATP binding; ATP-dependent protein folding chaperone; ATP hydrolysis activity
Source: RefSeq, a predicted model, not a curated record
GCAGGCGCGCGGCCGCGGCGGCGGUUGGGGAGGGUUCUUCCGGAAGGUUCGGGAGGCUUCUGGAAAAAGCGCCGCGCGCUGGGCGGGCCCGUCGCUAUAUAAGGCAGGCGCGGGGGCGGCGCGUCAGUUGCUUCAGCGUCUUGGUGCUGCUUUGCUGCGGAACGUUUGCAGCUUCUUAGCCAAGAUGCCUGAGGAGACCCAGACCCAGGACCAACCGAUGGAGGAGGAGGAGGUUGAGACGUUCGCCUUUCAGGCAGAAAUUGCCCAGUUGAUGUCAUUGAUUAUCAAUACUUUCUAUUCGAACAAAGAGAUCUUUCUGAGAGAGCUAAUUUCAAAUUCAUCAGAUGCAUUGGACAAAAUCCGGUAUGAGAGCUUGACGGAUCCCAGUAAAUUAGACUCUGGGAAAGAGCUGCAUAUUAACCUGAUACCAAAUAAACAAGAUCGAACCCUCAUUAUCGUGGAUACUGGAAUUGGGAUGACCAAGGCUGACUUGAUCAAUAACCUUGGUACUAUCGCCAAGUCUGGGACCAAAGCGUUCAUGGAAGCUUUGCAGGCUGGUGCAGAUAUCUCCAUGAUUGGCCAGUUCGGUGUUGGUUUUUAUUCUGCUUAUUUGGUUGCUGAGAAAGUAACUGUGAUCACCAAACAUAACGAUGAUGAGCAGUACGCCUGGGAGUCCUCAGCAGGGGGAUCAUUUACAGUGAGGACAGACACAGGUGAACCUAUGGGUCGUGGAACAAAGGUUAUCCUACACCUGAAAGAAGACCAAACUGAGUACUUGGAGGAACGAAGAAUAAAAGAGAUUGUGAAGAAACAUUCUCAAUUUAUUGGAUAUCCCAUUACUCUUUUUGUGGAGAAGGAACGUGAUAAAGAAGUCAGCGAUGAUGAGGCUGAAGAAAAAGAAGACAAAGAAGAAGAAAAAGAAAAAGAAGAGAAAGAGUCCGAAGACAAACCUGAAAUUGAAGAUGUUGGUUCUGAUGAGGAAGAAGAAGAAAAGAAGGAUGGUGACAAGAAGAAGAAAAAGAAGAUUAAGGAGAAGUACAUCGAUCAAGAAGAACUCAACAAAACAAAGCCCAUCUGGACCAGAAAUCCCGACGAUAUUACUAAUGAGGAGUACGGAGAAUUCUACAAGAGCUUGACCAAUGACUGGGAAGAUCACUUGGCAGUGAAGCAUUUUUCAGUUGAAGGACAGUUGGAAUUCAGAGCCCUUCUAUUUGUCCCACGACGUGCUCCUUUUGACCUGUUUGAAAACAGAAAGAAAAAGAACAACAUCAAAUUGUAUGUACGCAGAGUUUUCAUCAUGGAUAACUGUGAGGAGCUAAUCCCUGAAUAUCUGAACUUCAUUAGAGGGGUGGUAGACUCGGAGGAUCUCCCUCUAAAUAUAUCCCGUGAGAUGUUGCAGCAAAGCAAAAUUUUGAAAGUUAUCAGGAAGAAUUUGGUCAAAAAAUGCUUAGAACUCUUUACUGAACUGGCGGAAGAUAAAGAGAACUACAAGAAGUUCUAUGAGCAGUUCUCUAAAAACAUAAAGCUUGGAAUACAUGAAGACUCACAAAAUCGGAAGAAGCUUUCAGAGCUGUUAAGGUACUACACAUCUGCUUCUGGCGAUGAGAUGGUUUCUCUCAAGGAUUACUGCACCAGAAUGAAGGAAAACCAGAAACAUAUCUAUUAUAUCACAGGUGAGACCAAGGACCAGGUAGCUAACUCAGCCUUUGUGGAACGUCUUCGGAAACAUGGCUUAGAAGUGAUCUAUAUGAUUGAGCCCAUUGAUGAGUACUGUGUCCAACAGCUAAAGGAAUUUGAGGGGAAGACAUUAGUGUCAGUCACCAAAGAGGGCUUGGAACUUCCAGAGGAUGAAGAAGAAAAAAAGAAACAGGAAGAGAAAAAAACAAAGUUUGAGAACCUCUGCAAAAUCAUGAAAGACAUACUGGAGAAAAAAGUUGAAAAGGUGGUUGUGUCAAACCGAUUGGUGACGUCUCCAUGCUGUAUUGUCACAAGCACAUAUGGCUGGACAGCAAACAUGGAGAGAAUCAUGAAAGCUCAAGCCCUAAGAGACAACUCAACAAUGGGUUACAUGGCAGCAAAGAAACACCUGGAGAUAAACCCUGACCAUUCCAUUAUUGAGACCUUAAGGCAAAAGGCAGAGGCUGAUAAGAACGACAAGUCUGUGAAGGAUCUGGUCAUCUUGCUUUACGAAACUGCACUGCUGUCUUCUGGCUUCAGUCUGGAAGAUCCCCAGACACAUGCCAACAGGAUCUACAGGAUGAUCAAACUUGGUCUGGGUAUUGAUGAAGAUGAUCCUACUGCUGAUGAUACCAGUGCAGCUGUAACUGAAGAAAUGCCGCCCCUCGAAGGAGAUGACGACACAUCACGCAUGGAAGAAGUAGACUAACUUCCGGCUGAGGGAUGACUUACCUGUUCAAUACUCUACAGUUCUUCUGAUAAUAUAUUUUCAAGGAUGUUUUUCUUUAUUUUUGUUAAUAUUAAAAAGUCUGUAUGGCAUGACAACAGCUACUUUAAGGGGAAGAUAAGAUUUCUGUCCAUUUCUAAGUGAUGCUGUGGUACCUUAGGCACUAAAGCAGAGCUAGUAAAUGCUUUUUUAGUUUCACAUUGGUUUAUUUUAACAGAUUGGGGUAACGUAUGUUGUAAGAUGUAUGUAACACGUUAACUUUGUGGUCUCAAGUGUUUAGCUAUCAAGCCGGAUUUCUGAGUAGACCAAAUCUUGUUAUCGAAGUGUUCUUGAGUUAUAUACCUGGAUGUUUAGAAGUGUUCUUGAGUUAUAUACCUGGAUGUUUAGAAAAGUAUUUGUUACAUCUUGUAGGAUCUACUUUUUGAACUUUUCAUCUCCUGUAGUUGCCAAUUUUGCAUGUACUAGUCCUCUAGAAAUAGGUUAAACUGAAGCAGCUUGAUGGAAGGAACUCUCCACAGGGCUUAUUUUCCAAAGAAAAGUAUUGUUUGGAGGAGCAAAGUUACAAGGCUACCUAAGCAUAUCAUAAAGCUGUUCAAAAAUAACUCAAGUCUUGUGGAUGGAAAUGUAGUGCUCGAGUCACAUUCUGCUUAAAGUUGUAACAAAUACAGAUGAGUUAAAAGAUGUUACAUGACAGUGUGUCUUAUUUAGGGGGAAAGGGGAAUGUCUGGAUGACAUUGGUGCCACAAUGUAAAACAGGUGCUAGCAGGAGAUGGUUAAACACUGGCCGCUCCAAGGGUUGACAGGAUCUUCCCAGCAUAUACUCUGCAGGUGUGGGGUGGAGCACAUGAAGUAGGCACAGAAAAUACCAGUGCAGACGACAUGUAUCCCCUGUCUCUGUGAGUUAACACGUGUUCUCCCCUUAGUGUCCACAUUGUUUUGAUAUUAUUCAUGGAAUACUUUGUUCUAAAUAGAGUCACUUAAUUCCUUGGC